This is a messenger RNA of Paramuricea clavata, 2288 nucleotides long. The record is from the annotation of a GenBank genome assembly. NCBI's taxonomy places the organism in Eukaryota, Metazoa, Cnidaria, Anthozoa, Malacalcyonacea, Plexauridae.
GUUCCUGGCGGUGAGGACAAGGUUUCUGGCGGUGAGGACAAGGUUCCUGGGGGUGAGGACAAUGUUCUUGGCGGUGAGGAAAAGGUUCCUGCCGGUGAGGACAGGGUUCCUGCCGGUGAGGACAAGGUUCUUGGCGGUGAGGACAAGGUUCCUGGCGGUGAGGACAAGGUUUCUACCGGUGAGGAUAAUGUUUCUGGCGGUGAGGACAAGGUGCCUGGCGGUGAGGACAAGGUUCUUGGCGGUGACGACAAGGUUCCUGGCGGUGAGGACAAGGUUCCUGGCGUUGAGGACAAGGUUAUUGGUGGUGAGGACAAGGUUCCUGCCGGUGAGAACAGGGUUCCUCCCGGUGAUGACAAGGUUCCUGACGGUGAAGACAAGGUUCCUGGCGGUGAGGACAAGGUUUCUGGCUGUGAAGACAAGGUUUCUGGCGGUUAGGAGAAGGUUCUUGGCGUUGAGGACAACGUUCUUGGCGGUGAGGACAAGGUUCCUGCCGGUGAGGACAGGGUUCGUGCGGGUGAUGACAAGGUUCCUGGCGGUGAGGACAAGGUUUCUGGCGGUGAGGACAGGUUCCUGGCGGUAAGGAGAAGGUUCCUGGCGGUGCGGAGAAGGUUCCUGGCGGUGUGGACAAGUUUCCUGGCGGUGUGGACAAGUUUCCUUGCCGUGAGGACAAGGUUCCUGGUUGCGAGGACAAGGUUUCUGCUGGUGAGGACAUGGUUCCUUCAGGUGAGAACAAGGUUGCUGCCGAUGAGGACAGGGUUCCUGCCGGUGAUGACAAGGAUCCUGGCGGUGAGGACAGGGUUCCUGGCGGUGAGGACAAGGUUUCUGGCGGUGAGGACAAGGUUUCUUGUGGUGAGGACAAGGUUCCUGCCGGUGAGGACAGGGUUUAUGCCGGUGAGGGCAAGGUUACUGGAAGUGAGCACAAGGUUCCUGGCGGUGAGGACAAGGUUCCUGGGGUGAGGACAAGGUUUCUGGCGGUGAGGAGAAGGUUUCUGGCGGUGUGGACAAUGUUUCUGGCGGUGAGAACAAGGUUUCUGGGGGUGAGGACAAGGUUCCUGCCGGUGAUGACAAUGUUCCUGGCGGUGAGGACAAGGUUCCUGGCGGUGAGGACAAGUUUCCUGGCGGUGAGGACAAGGUUCCUGGCAGUGAGGACAAGGUUUCUGCUGGUGAGGACAAGGUUCCUGCAGGUGAAAACAAGGUUCCUGCCGAUGAGGACAGGGUUCCUGCCGGUGAUGACAAGCAUCCUGGCGGUGAGGACAAGGGUCCUGGCGGUGAAGACAAGGUUUCGGGAGGUGAGGAGAAUGUUUCUGGUGGUGAGUACAAGGUUCCUGGCGGUGAGGACAAGGUUUCUGGUGGUGAGGACAAGGUUUCUGGCGGUGAGGACAAGGUUCCUGGUGGUGAGGACAAGGUUUCUGGGGGUGAGAACAAGGUUCCUGGCGGUGAUGACAAGGUUCCUGGCAGUGAGGACAAUGUUUCUGGCGGUGAGGACAAGGUGUCUGGCGGUGAGGACAAGGUUCCUUGGGGUGAGGACAAUGUUCUUGGCGGUGAGGAAAAGGUUCCUGCCGGUGAGGACAGGGUUCCUGCCGGUGAUGACAAGGUUCCUGACGGUGAGGACAAGGUUGUUGGCGGUGAGGACAAGGUUCCUGGCGGUGAGGACAAGUUUCCUGGCUUUGAGGACCAAGUUCCUGGCGCUGAGAACACGCACUCAAAUUUGUAAGUUAUGAUGUAAUUUUUAACUGACAGGUAGGGAAAUGAGAGAACUUAAACCGUAGAUACUGUACCAUGCAUUAAACAUAGUCUUAAUAAACCUAUUAUUAUUUUAUUAUUUUAUCAGAAUCUAGUUUUCUGUGAAAUUGCUUUUUUAAGACAUGUGAAUCGUGCACGGUGUUUUUUGACCUGUAGUAAGGUAAAACAAAUAUUUUUCCGUGUUUUUUUUAUGUGAUAGCACUAGUAUUAAGUUUUAAUGAAUUGGUAAGAGUUCUCUUGUAUUUUGUACGGUACGUGUACAAUAUACAUAAAAAGUGGACGGGUAUUCUGCAAUCGCUCCAAAUUUGUAUGUAUACGAAGGAUAGUUAACCUAUAUAUCUAGCCUUCAUAUUGUUGGCCGACAAAAAGGUCCUACUGAAGAACAUCCAGACCCUGUAUCAGCAAUAACUAUUACGGAAAAUAUAAGUAAUAAUCCUAAUCUCCGUCUAGCAUAUAAAACGCACAUUGAAAUGCGUACGGUUUGUAAAAGAUAUUUAUAUGCUUCCCUAGACUUUGCUUGUCAUAUUCUGACAAGCGAUAUAUGA